Molecule: messenger RNA, 885 nt
Organism: Pistacia vera
Lineage: Eukaryota; Viridiplantae; Streptophyta; Magnoliopsida; Sapindales; Anacardiaceae
Product: NAC domain-containing protein 86-like
Exons: 6
Coding region: 127-885 (252 amino acids)
Biological process (GO): regulation of DNA-templated transcription
Molecular function (GO): DNA binding
Source: RefSeq, a predicted model, not a curated record
AGUUGAGCUUCUGCCAGAGAAAAUUCUUCCCAUCAAUUGCAGAAAUAGCUAGCUCUUGCUCACUUUCUCUCACACUCUUUGUUAGUUAACACUACUGCUGCUUCAUUAUUUUGUGCUGAAUCAGAAAUGGGUUCUCUUGUGGGAUUGAUGUACCACUUAUUUCGUGUCAAAAUCAUCACUCUUCUCACAGAGAAGAGGGUUCACCCUGAUCUCUUUGUUCCCGAGAUUAACGAGGUUGAUAUCUACCAGUUUGAUCCUUAUGACUUGCCAGCGCUUUCAGAAACCAAGUCCGAUGACCAGGUGUGGUACUUUUUCUGUGAACCGCAUUAUAAGUAUGCCAACAGUAAACGUGCCCACCGAGCAACCGGAGGAGGGAACUGGAAAAUAACCGGUCGAGGCUGUGACGUGAAGGAUAAAGGAAGGGUGAUCGGUAAGAAAAGGACAUUGGUUUUCUGCAGACGUGGUAGUACUUCUAAGGAGAUCAAGACUGAUUGGGUUAUGCAUGAGUUCUAUAUCGAGGACAGCCCUUAUUAUGAGAAGAAUUUUGUUGUCUGUUACAUAGAAAAAACAAAAAAAAACAAGUCUAGUGUUUCAACACCCGAUGAUGGUCAACCGAGUCACAGUCUGUCUUCACAUUAUGAAAGUCGUGUUACAGAAAAUUCUUCUUCGGAGGUUGAAUCUCAGCAAACAAUGAGUCAGCAUUUGAUUUCUGAUUCUAGAAAGCAUAUUACAGAAAAUUCAUUUUUAGACGUAGAAUCUCCACCACUAUCAAGUAACAAUUUGUCUUCUGAUUCACUAAAUUGUUUUCCAGAAAUUUCUUCAGUGGUAGGACCUCAACUAGAACCUCAACUACUAUCAAGUGACGAAUUGGAUCAUUUUCAUUAG